Molecule: messenger RNA, 6546 nt
Organism: Hipposideros armiger (great roundleaf bat)
Lineage: Eukaryota; Metazoa; Chordata; Mammalia; Chiroptera; Hipposideridae
Gene: IQGAP2
Product: IQ motif containing GTPase activating protein 2
Exons: 35
Coding region: 796-5703 (1635 amino acids)
Biological process (GO): regulation of GTPase activity; mitotic actomyosin contractile ring assembly actin filament organization
Cellular component (GO): cell cortex
Molecular function (GO): GTPase activator activity; calmodulin binding; actin filament binding
Source: RefSeq, a predicted model, not a curated record
UGAAUGGUUGCUUGGGUAGUGUUUAUCUCGCUCCUCCAGCAAACACCCAUGCACACGCUCUCAGUUUCUUGUGACGAAAGGGGAAUCUUGUAUUUUGUAGUCAAGGGGGGACACAGAAGCAACUUUCGAAGGGAAAAAAAACCACACGCUCCAUCUCCCCAGAGGAAAAGGAACCGCGCUGUUUGUCCUUUUGUAACGGAGCAACACACCCUGGGCGACCGGGGCUGCCUGUGUCUUCUGCGGUUUUUCUUGCUUUCGCCCGCGUAGAUUCACUUCCACCCUCUAAGCGCUCCAGAAGUGAAACAUCAGGCGGGGCGGCCUCAGCCCCGAGGCUGCCAGCUGUGCGCGGGACCCAGCUGCAGGGUAUUCCGGCCGGGCGACCCGCUUAGCCCCUUCCUUCCAACCCGGGGCCAGGCCGGGCAGGGGCGGGGUCCACACGGUCCCGGCGAUGCCCCGCGCACGCGGUAGGGGUCGCUGCGCCGCGGCGCGCUCCUAGCGCGGUGGAUAACGGGGACGGACUGGAGGAGAAAGGAAACCUGCCGAGGGAGGUGGCAGCGGCGGCGGGGAGGGAGCGAGGGAGGGGAGUUCACUUUUGCUCCAGUGUCAGCGCGCGGCGGCUGCAGCGGGCGCUGGCGAGGGAGCACCCAGGGAGCCGGUCGCCCAUCUCGGGGCGGCCAGCGGAGGGCAGCGAGAAGCCGGAUACGAGAGCGCCGGUGGGGCGCGGAGCCGGCGAGCCUGGCCAGCGAGGGAAGCCGCGGGGGGCGCACCCCGGGCGGGCCCCCGGACUCGCGCAGGAUGCCCCACGAAGAGCUGUCCCGGCAGAGACCCCGCUAUGGCUCUAUUGUGGAUGAUGAAAGGCUCUCUGCAGAGGAGAUGGAUGAGAGGCGGCGGCAGAACAUCGCUUAUGAAUAUUUGUGCCACCUAGAGGAAGCCAAAAGGUGGAUGGAAGUCUGUUUAGUUGAAGAAUUGCCACCAACCACUGAACUGGAAGAAGGGCUCCGGAAUGGAGUUUACCUUGCGAAGUUAGCCAAGUUCUUUGCCCCAAAAAUGGUAUCGGAGAAAAAGAUCUAUGAUGUGGAACAAACACGUUAUAAGAAGUCCGGCCUUCAUUUUCGACAUACAGAUAAUACCGUCCAGUGGUUAAGAGCCAUGGAGUCUAUUGGUCUACCCAAGUUCCAUGCAGUUUUAUCCCAUGAACAGAUCUGUGUGACCACCACCACCAUCAAGGCACAGGCAUCGCAGAGGAGCGGGUCUUUAUAUUGCAUCCCUCGCCUAGCCCGGUCCCCAUGCCACCACUAUUUGGUUCUCCAUCUCUAUAAUUCUGUCAUUUUGACAGUGUUUUAUAGACAUGGAAUCAUGUGUCUGUAUCUCUUCAAACUAGGAAUAGCACCUCAGAUUCAGGAUUUGUUGGGCAAAGUAAAUUUCACAGAGGAGGAAAUCAGUAAUAUGAGAAAGGAGCUUGAGAAAUACGGAAUACAGAUGCCGUCUUUCAGCAAAAUAGGUGGUAUUCUGGCCAAUGAACUAUCUGUGGAUGAAGCUGCAUUGCAUGCUGCAGUUAUAGCCAUUAAUGAAGCUAUUGAAAAAGGAAUAGCAGAGCAGACCAUUAUAACUCUAAGAAACCCAAAUGCAGUUUUAACUUUAGUGAACGAAAACCUUGCACAAGACUAUCAGAAGGAGCUCUGGAAAGCCAAAAAGGCAAAAGAGGAAAACGCAAGACUGAAGAAUAACUGUAUUUCAGAAGAAGAAAGAGAUGCAUAUGAAGAACUGCUGACACAAGCAGAAAUCCAAGGCACUAUCAAUAAAGUCAAUAGGCUGGCUGCAGUGGACCACAUCAAUGCCGUCCUUCGGGACGGCAAUCCCGAGAACACACUGCUUGCACUGAAGAAACCAGAGGCCCAGCUGCCUGCUGUUUACCCCUUUGCUGCUGCAAUGUAUCAGACCGAACUGUUCAACCUCCAGAAACAGAAUGCGACGAACUACUUGGUCCAUGAGGAGCUCUUGAUUGCAGUGGAAAUGCUGUCUGCUGUUGCUUUACUAAACCAGGCCUUGGAAAGCAAUGACCUCGUGUCUGUGCAGAACCAACUCAGAAGCCCAAAAAUAGGCUUUAACAAUCUGGACGAGACAUAUGUGGAACGUUAUGCAAAUGAACUACUCUCCAUUAAGCUAGAAACCUCAGCCCAAGGGCAAGAGAACUUAAGCUGGAAUGAAAUUCAAAAUUGUAUUGAUAUGGUUAAUAUUCAAAUUCAAGAAGAAAAUGAACGAGUUGUGGCUGUAGGGUAUAUCAAUGAAGCUAUUGAUGAAGGGAAUCCUGUCAAAACUCUAGAAGGUCUGAUGUUACCUACUGCAAAGAUUAAAGAUGUAGACCCAGACCCAGAGUAUGCCCAGCACUACCAGGAUGUUUUAUACCUUGCUAAAUCACAGAAACUCAUGGACUCUGUGAGUACUUCUAAAAUCCUUUGGCUGGAUGAGAUACAGCAUGCAGUCUAUGAGGCCAACACGCACAAGGACAAAGCAAAACAAUGGGUUACACUGGUCGUUGAUGUUAAUCAGUGUUUGGAGAAAGAAAACACAAAUGAUAUUUUGUCUGUUUUGAAGUCUUCUGUUUGUAAUACAAAUGACAUACUCCCUGAAUGUGCUGACAGGUACUAUGAUGCCCUGGCAAAGAAAAAAGAGCAAAAAUCUACAAGUGUGUCUACUGAAGGUUCAUGGCUCAAACUCACCCUUCAAGAGAAAUAUGAUUACUACUACAAUGUCGACUCAAAAGAGAGUUCCUGGGUCACACCUGAAUCUUGUUUGCUUAAAGAAUCAUGGCUCACAGGAAAAGAAAUUGAGGACAUUAUUGAGGCAGUCACAGCAGAUUACAUUCGUGAGAAGAUGUGGUCUGCUUCCGAAGAUAUGCUUCUUCGCUUUCAAGCCACAAGCUCAGGACCCCUCCUUAGGCAAGAGUACGAAGCUAGGAAAUCAUUUUUGUAUGAGCAAGAAGCGAAUGUGGCCAAAAUACAGGCUUUUUGGAAGGGACAUAAACAACGGAUAGCAUAUAUCGACAGGCGACAAACAUUCAUUGAUCACAUUCCUUCUAUUGUGAAGAUUCAGUCCUGGUUCCGAAUGAUAACAGCACGGAAGAAUUACCUUUCACGACUGCAGUAUUUCAGAGAUCAUAAAAAUGAAAUUGUGAAAAUCCAGUCGCUACUGAGAGCAAACAAAGCUAGAGAUGACUACAAAACAUUGGUUGGCUCUGAAAACCCACCGUUAACGGUAAUCCGCAAAUUUGUGCACCUGUUAGACCAAAGUGACUUGGAUUUCCAGGAGGAGCUAGAGGUUGCACGACUGAGGGGAGAAGUGGUGACCAAGAUCAGGGGCAAUCAACAGCUGGAGAAAGACCUGAACCUGAUGGACAUCAAGAUUGGGCUCCUGGUAAAGAACAGGAUCACACUGGAGGAUGUAAUUUCACACAGAACGAAGCUAAAUAAAAAGAAAGGUGGAGAAAUACUAAAUAACACCGACAACCAGGGAAUCAAAAGUUUGAGUAAGGAGAGGAGAAAAACACUGGAAACAUAUCAGCAAUUGUUUUAUCUUUUACAGACCAAUCCGUUAUACCUCGCUAAGCUGAUUUUCCAGAUGCCACAGAACAAGUCUACUAAAUUUAUGGAUACUGUUAUUUUCACACUAUACAAUUAUGCUUCCAAUCAGCGGGAAGAAUAUCUACUCCUCAAGCUUUUUAAAACGGCUCUGGAGGAAGAAAUAAAAUCAAAGGUGGACCAGGUACAGGACAUCGUUACGGGAAAUCCUACAGUCAUCAAGAUGGUCGUCAGCUUCAACAGAGGUGCCCGUGGACAGAACACGUUGCGCCAGCUCCUGGCUCCAGUGGUGAGAGAGAUCAUCGAUGACAAGUCCCUGAUCAUCAACACAAGCCCCGUAGAUGUGUACAAGGCUUGGGUGAACCAGCUGGAAACACAGACUGGAGAAGCCAGCAAUCUGCCUUAUGAUGUGACCACAGAACAAGCUCUGACAUACCCAGAAGUGAAAAAUAAACUGGAGGCAUCCAAUGAGAACCUGAGAAGGGUCACCAACAAAGUCUUGAAUUCUAUCAUUUCUUCCCUUGAUCUACUGCCUUAUGGAUUGAGGUAUAUAGCCAAAGUACUGAAGAAUUCCAUCCAUGAGAAAUUUCCCGAUGCAACAGAAGAUGAGCUAUUAAAGAUUGUUGGAAACCUCCUGUACUAUCGGUACAUGAACCCAGCGAUCGUAGCUCCAGACGGCUUUGAUAUCAUCGACAUGACAGCCGGAGGUCAGAUAAAUUCUGACCAGCGGAGAAACUUGGGGUCGGUAGCCAAGGUCCUUCAACAUGCAGCCUCCAAUAAGCUGUUCGAAGGAGAAAAUGAGCAUCUCUCAUCUAUGAACAAUUAUUUAUCAGAGACGUAUCAGAAGUUCAGGAAAUAUUUCAAAGAAGCAUGUGAUGUCCCUGAGCCAGAAGAAAAGUUUAAUAUGGAUAAAUACACAGAUGUGGUGACAGUCAGCAAACCAGUCAUUUAUAUUUCAAUUGAAGAAAUCAUCAGCACACAUUCAGUAAGUGGGGUUGGAGGAGCGUCUCAGCAGUGGGUCCAUUGUUCAGACAUCUGUUUCUCGAAAAUGCUUAGUCUCUCUGCAGCGUUUACUGUAAGCAUGUGCAACCUUCAUCUUCCAUUGUUCAUGCACCAUCCCAGUGAGCGAAUUGGGAAAAUAACAAUGUUUUUUUCUGCAGGGGAAGGAGCCAUUGACCCCAGUGAUCCUAACAAGGCAAAUACACUAAAUCAACUCUCAAAGACUGAGAUUUCCCUUUCCUUGACAAGCAAGUACGACUUAAGGGAUGGUGAAGCCAUAGAUGGUCAAAGCCUCAUGAUAAAGACCAAAAAGCUGAUAAUCGAUGUGAUCCGGAACCAAACAGGAAAUACAUUGACAGAAAUCUUAGAGACACCAGCAACUACACAACAGGAAACAGAUCAUGCCACAGACAUGGUGAGCCGUGCAAUUAAAGAUUCCAAGACUCCAGAAGAAAUGAAGCAUAGCCAGUCUAUGGUUGAAGAUGCACAGCUGCCCCUUGAGCAGAAGAAGAGGAAAAUCCAGAGGAACCUUCGGACAUUAGAACAGACGGGACACGUGUCAUCCAAAAAUAAAUACCAGGACAUUCUCAAUGAGAUUGCCAAGGACAUUCGAAAUCAAAGAAUCUAUCGUAAGCUUCGAAAAGCUGAGUUGGUGAAACUUCAGCAGACCUUGGGAGCUCUUAACGAGAAGGCAGCAUUUUAUGAAGAGCAAAUUAAUUAUUAUGACACCUACAUAAAGACUUGCUUAGACAACUUAAAAAUAAAAAAUUCUCGGAGAUCAAUUAAACUGGAUGGAAAAGGAGAACCCAAGGGGGCGAGGAGAGCGAAGCCAGUGAAGUACACAGCCGCUAAGCUGCAUGAGAAGGGUGUCCUGCUGGGGAUAGAUGAUCUGCAGACAAACCAGUUUAAAAAUGUUACAUUUGAUAUCAUAUCUACUGAAGAUGUGGGCAUCUUCGAUGUCAAAUCAAAAUUCCUGAGUGUUGAGAUGGAAAAGGUACAGCUCAAUAUUCAGGAUUUACUGGAGAUGCAGUAUGAAGGAGUAGCUGUAAUGAAAAUGUUUGAUAAGGUUAAAGUGAAUGUAAACCUUCUCAUAUACCUGCUGAAUAAGAAAUUCUAUGGAAAGUGAAGUGCCUCCAGACAUUUCAUGGAUUCUGCAUCAUCUGGAUCGGGAAAUGAGUCUGUUUAGUAUUUUUGUUUUUAAACAUGAUUGAAAUCACUGCUUAUAAAUGUGUGAUGUUUUUAAAAAAAAAAAACCAAAACUAUUCUGAAGAAUGUACCCAUUGUGCCUUGUUGAUAAUUUGAUACUACAGUAGAAUGAUACACAAAAUGAAUUAAUGUAAACACUUUCACAUUAUACUGUGUGAUAGGUACUCUAAUUUUAAACUUUGAACAUUUUGUGAUUUGUUUUAAAGUAGGGAGAAAAGAAGUUUAGUUCACUAGGGACAAAUGUGUAAACCUAUUUUCCUAUUAAAAAAAAGAUUUUAAAUGUCCCAUUUGAAUAAUGUAAUUCUUCAUAGAUCUUUUUUAUCUGUGAAGAAAUGGGAACCUAAUUAUUUGUAAUGAAUUAUUUAGACAGAUACUUAGCUCUAAGCCCUGUCUUCUGGGAGUUAUCAAUUUUAAAGAGAACUUUUGUGCAAUUUAAAAUGAAGUUUUUAUAAGUAAUUGAAGGUGACCAUACAAUAACACUUUCUGUAUAAAAGUAUAUAUUUUAUGUGAUUUAUUCCUAUUAAAUGAAGUGCACUACUGCCUCAUGGUAAAGACUCUUCUACCCAGAGCCUUUAAGUGACUAAGGAACAACGUGGAUAGCAAGCAAUCUUAGGUCGCCACCUGCACCCCUCACAAUUUAUUUCAAUACUUCAAUUGUGCCUCUCAAAUUUUUGUAAUGCAAUAAAAUCAGCAUCUAGAUGGUUUUUAAAUGUAUUCUUUGAAAAUUGUUUCAUGUAAAAUAAAUGUUACUGAAUUACCUUAA